This is a messenger RNA of Melanotaenia boesemani (Boeseman's rainbowfish), 1716 nucleotides long. RefSeq names its product Ras-related associated with diabetes (gene rrad). Gene Ontology annotation, molecular function: GTPase activity; GTP binding; calcium channel regulator activity. The record is from RefSeq and is a predicted model, not a curated record. NCBI's taxonomy places the organism in Eukaryota, Metazoa, Chordata, Actinopteri, Atheriniformes, Melanotaeniidae. Gene Ontology annotation, cellular component: plasma membrane. Gene Ontology annotation, biological process: negative regulation of high voltage-gated calcium channel activity. The transcript has 5 exons. The coding region runs from base 107 to 1036 and encodes 309 amino acids.
CUCAAGCAAAAUCGUCAUUUCAGCUGCAGCCACUUUUCAAACCAAGGAUUAUUGGAUUGCCUUCGUUGGAUUUAAUUGCCAGCACCGAAUCAUCAUUAUAAGCACAAUGACUUUGAACAAGGGUGACAAACUGCGGAAUAUGGACAAAAGGAGGGGAAGCGUGCCCUUUCCCAUGAAUCUACCCAACCUACACAGAAGAAGCAUGCCCGUAGACGAUCGGGACCUGCGCACAACGAUCCCACAGACUGGACAAACCGACGAGCUGUCCAACUUACUGCGCUGCACGUCCUACUCCCCGAGCGAGCAGCACCGGGGCAGUUGCGCGUCGGACUCCUCUGAUUCUGUGAUCUCCACUGGCAGCGAAGCUGACUCCCAGGUGUAUAAGGUCGUUCUCCUUGGGGAACACGGCGUGGGCAAGUCUAGCCUGGCUCGGGUCUUCGGAGGAGUGGAGGAUGCCGGUCACGAUUACGAUGAAACAGGAAACACUUACGAUAGAUCUAUUGUGGUGGAUGAAGAGGAGGCUUCCAUUGUGUUGUAUGACAUCUGGGAGCAGGAUAACAGCCAAUGGUUGAAGGAGCAGUGCAUGAGGAUGGGAGACGCCUAUAUCAUUGUGUAUUCAGUGACGGACAAAUCGAGCUUCGAGAAGGCAUCAGAGCUCCGCAUUCAGCUGCGCCGGGCCAGGCAGUCAGAAAACAUUCCCAUAAUCCUUGUGGGCAACAAGAGUGACCUGGUGCGGUCCAGAGAGGUGUCUGUAGAUGAGGGAAGUGCGUGUGCAGUGGUAUUCGACUGCAAGUUCAUCGAGACAUCCGCGUCCCUCCAUCAUAACGUGCGGGACCUAUUCGAAGGCAUAGUCAGACAGAUUCGCUUGAGGAAAGACAGCAAGGAGGAAAACGCGCGACGCAUGGCCAACUGCAGGCGCAGAGAGAGCAUCGGAAAAAAGGCGAAACGCUUUCUGGGCCGCAUAGUGGCACGGAAGAACAAGAAGAUGGCUUUCAGGCAGAAAUCAAAGUCCUGCCAUGACCUAACAGUUCUCUGAGCAACAAAAUGGGACAGAAAGACUUUUUUUUUUCUUUUUCUUUUUUUUUUUGCUUUACCCUUUGGCCUCUGAAGACCAGAUGCUGUGUGUGUUUUAACACUAAUCCUAAAGGACUAAUAGAGCUGUACAGAAUAUAUUUUUGGUUUCUAGACAUCAACCAAAAGCAAAAAGGAUGUAGUUAAAUGACGUUGUGAAGUCAUAUCAUGAUAAUGGUGAUAACCUGCAUGAAGCUUUUCAAGCAUUUUAUUAUGUUAUAUUGUUUGCCUUAAACAUUUUGCCAUCAUGAUUUUUUUUUUUUUUUGGGGGGGGGGGGGGUCUCAUUCUAACGAGUUGCAAAGAUUGCCUUGCUGGGUUGUUGUGCUCCUUUACUGGAGGAGAUUGAUGUAUAUACUAUAAAUAUGAAUGAUGUUAAAUGCAACAUUCAUCUCAUUAUGCUAUAAGAUCACAUUACUAGGUCAUCUAGGGUCAUAAUUACUUGAAAUGCGGUGCGCGGGUUCGUGCCUUGGCCAUGCUAAUGAGGACUACUCAAAGCUUAGAUAAAACUUCUGUCAUGUGUUGCUCAUCCAGUUCAGAUUGUGAAUGUAUGAGUAAAGCAAUAAGUUAUAUAAGUUUUGUGAACCUUGACCUUAUAUGAGAAAUUCUUUGUUUACAAUGAUUUCUUUUUUCAAUAAAAUAUAAAA